Messenger RNA from Canariomyces notabilis, 2121 nucleotides. RefSeq lists its product as uncharacterized. The transcript has a single exon. The coding region runs from base 1 to 2121 and encodes 706 amino acids. The record is from RefSeq and is a predicted model, not a curated record. NCBI's taxonomy places the organism in Eukaryota, Fungi, Ascomycota, Sordariomycetes, Sordariales, Chaetomiaceae.
AUGUCGGCACCGACCUUGGCCGGAGGGCUCUCCCUGUUUCCCAACACCAGCAACACCCCGAGACCGCCAUCUCGAUCCAGGGGCGCCGCUACACCACAGGAGGGGCCUUCUCCUUCGACCGAGACAACGCCGCCCCGCCCCGGAAGGCAAGUACCUGCGCGGAGGAAUUCAUCAGCUACCAGGGAGGGCAGGCAGAGGGCAGUGUCAAACAACCCGUGGCAGCACGCCCUCGAUGCUCGCCAGCACCAGCUCUCUGCCGAGAGCACGGCAGGCCCGUCCACCACCGCCGACCCUGUGAUAGAAACCACGACGCCUCAACCAGUGGCCGACGUUCCGCAGCGAUGCGAAACCGCCUUCUCCGAAGCCCAGACUCUUGUCCGGAGUCCAAGCCAGAGAUCCCGGAGCUCCAUCGCGAAACCACCAUUAGCCUAUGUGCCGGGAGAGUCUUCUUCCUCCGUGCCACCCGGGACGGCGAUUUCCGAGCCGCCAGCGCUCCGCUCUAUAUUCCCCCGGUACAAUCCUCAGCUUCCCCUGGACCGGCAGGAGUACUAUCCGACUCAAGCAAGCCCAACCCACAUUCCGCAAGCAGCAAUCAGCAGGCCGCUCUACUCCCCCCGGAGCGCCGCCGCCAACGUUGCCUCACCGAGCGACUCGCGCAGCCCGCAUGGUGGUGGUAAUGCCCAGGUACUCAGCCCUGCGCUGACGGCCAACUCUUCCAGCCGGUGGCCCGGCCUGGGGCAUCGGCACCCCGAGCCCGCCGCCAUCCCGCCCGUCAGCACGACCGAGGAGCUCCGCACGCUGUGGAAGGUGACCAACGGGUGGAGGGCGUCGUCACUGGAAGCGCGCAACUACUGCCUCAAGCUGACGGCCGCGCCCGACGCGCCCACCUACACCCUCUCGUCAGCAAGCAACCAGCCCUUUUACUGCCUGCGCAUCGACCCGACCUCGGCCUCGGCGCUCGUGUCGCUGUCGCGCUACGACCCCAACAAGCCCUUCAAACCCAACACAAGCAGCGCGGUAUUUGCCUCGUCGUCAGCAGCGGCAGAUCCUUCUUCUUCACCCUCCCUGCGCGCUUCGUCAUCUUCCUCCUCCAGCAGGCGUUCAGAGCAUCAACUGCAGAACGUCGCCCACAACCCCUCAACCACCUCGUCCAAGCACCAAAAGUACUGGCAAGAAGUCCUCGCCACCACCCUCGAGCCAAGCGCACUUUCUAUCCGCAGACAUCAACCCCAACCCCAACCGCCACCGCAAUCCCCAUCAGAAGCACCCGGAGAAAACCCAAACGACGGACUAGUAGCCGCCCUCUGGCCAGCCGCUGCCGCCCGCCUAGUCGCCGACCGCUCCAACGACGCGACCACCGUAGCCCUCGCACAAGCCGAGUCUGCACGGCUAGUCUGGGACGCCGAUACGGGAAAUCACUACCUGGUGCACCCGGCGCUGGCGGUGCCGUUUUGCGUGACGUGCGAGCGCCACCCGGCCUUCUCGCGCACCGAGUACGCGCUCGAGCAUCUCGAAUCCCCGCAGCACCUGGCCCGAUUGACGCUCACCCAGGGCCAGCAGGGCGGCUGGCUCGAGGUUGAUACGAAUGUCGCCCGCCAGGUGCCAGAUGCGGUGUAUCUCGUGGAUGUGGCUGUUGCGGCGCUGCUGAUUGUAGCGCAUCUUGAUGGUCAUAUUAACGGCGGGGGUGGUGCGGGUGGUGGGUUUAUGGGGGGUGGAGGGGUCGAGGUUUUUGAACCGCCGCCUGUUGUGCCCGCGGCCGGGGAUGGGUCGUUGUUUGGGCUUGGGCGGGGAAGUGAGGAUGGCGGCAGGGGCAGCCGGUUGAGUAGGGCGAGUAGGGCUAGUCGAAGGGAGGCUAAGAGGGGCAAAGGGGGGACGGUCAAGAAGAAGAAGAGGAUGGAGCAGUUUGAGAUUGACUUGGAGAGUCAGAGCAGCGGAUUCGCGGGCAAGAUGGGCGGCGGGCAGGCGGGGGAGAAGGACAAGAUUCCCGGCGUGGCCAGGGCGCUCAUCGGCUUGCUGACCGUUACGCUCAAGUGCUUUGUGUGGUGCGCGACGCUGGCGUUCAGGGCGCUCAUGGCCAUCUUGUCCGGCCUGGCGAGGUGUUGCGGCGCGGGCAAGCUAUGA